This is a messenger RNA of Nerophis lumbriciformis (worm pipefish), 1757 nucleotides long. Its product is annotated as phospholipid phosphatase 1-like. Gene Ontology annotation, molecular function: phosphatidate phosphatase activity. Gene Ontology annotation, cellular component: plasma membrane. The record is from RefSeq and is a predicted model, not a curated record. Lineage: Eukaryota; Metazoa; Chordata; Actinopteri; Syngnathiformes; Syngnathidae. Gene Ontology annotation, biological process: phospholipid dephosphorylation; signal transduction; phospholipid metabolic process.
UUUUGUUUUAUUUUAACGUCAUGCAAAGGCGGUAGCAGAUAGUCAUUCUGUUAUUUCCCAAUUUUCAGCGAAGGCAUCAUUAAUCGGACAGGAACCAUACGCCAGUUUCUGUGUCACACCGGUAACUUCUCCUCAAGUACUGGCGGGUAUAAGCGAUGCUCACCCCGGAACAUUUUUCACAAGAGUGAGGCGAAGAAUAAAGCUACCUGCGUGAAUUCCUUUUUACGUGUAUUUUUACUUUUUGGGGGGCUAAGAAAGAUCCUGUCGCGUAGUGUUGUUGAAGCGCCAUGACAGUGGUGUGUUUGUGGUCUUGGCAGGAGUAGGAGAAACGGAGACACAGACAGAGGAAGAUUUUUGUUUUUUUAAAUACAAUUUUAUUUUUUCCCGAAAAACGAGGGGAGGAAGAAGAGGCUACAAGAUGUUUGAAGCUUCUGGAGUGCCAUUCAUCCUGUUGGACAUCACUUGUCUCAUCCUUGUGGGACUUCCCUUUUUCGUCCUGACGCCUCAGCACAGUCCGUUCAAACGAGGCUUCUUUUGUGACGACAAGUCCAUCCGCUACCCUCUCAAAGAGGACACCAUAUCCUACCAGCUGCUGGGGGGUGUCAUGAUCCCCUUCACGCUCAUUGUUAUCAUCUGUGGCGAGUGUCUAUCCGUGUACCUGUCUCGCAUCACGAACCAGACCAUGGGCCCCAAAUACGUGGCAUGUGUCUACAAGGCGGUAGGCUGCUACUUGUUCGGGGCGGCAGCCAGUCAGUCGUUGACGGACAUCGCCAAGUACUCCAUAGGGCGUCUGCGGCCGCACUUCUUGGCGGUGUGCAACCCGCUGUGGGAUCGCAUCAACUGCAAAGCAGGAGGAUACGUGCAGAACUUCACCUGCACUGGGGACACGUUCCUAGUGGAAGAGGCCAGACUGUCCUUCUAUUCCGGUCAUUCAUCUUUCUCCAUGUACUGCAUGUUGUUUCUUGUUCUGUACAUUCAAGCCAGGUUGAAGGCCAAGUGGGUAAGACUCCUGCGCCCCACCCUGCAGUUCUUCCUGCUCGCCACCGCCAUAUACGUGGGUCUGUCCCGCGUGUCCGACUACAAGCACCAUUGGAGCGACGUGCUCGCCGGCCUCCUGCAGGGCGGCGCCGUUGCCAUCUUCGCUGUGUGCUGUGUGUCCAACUUCUUCGAGCAACCCGUUGAGGCGGGGGUCACCCAGGAGGGAAAGGGACAGCACACCUGCUUGCAGGAGAACCCACCCAACUCCAACCACUACGGCAGCACUGGCUAAACAGAUCAAAGGUGCACCCAAGCUGCUUAUGCACUUUACUGAGAUGCAGAGUUACAGUGGGUGGGGAGGGGGGGGCAUGUUACCUAUAGGAGGAGUGCCUUUUUAAAGUUCAUGCAUGCUAUAGGUGGACAUGUUCGGAAUGAAUGGAAUUCCAUUGGCUGCGACCAGAAUGGAGUCUUGUGUUCUCGCUGCAAGCAGGCUUGUCUGAGAGACUGUAAAUGACUCACAAAAACCUCCACUGUCUUAAAUGAAACCAAAAAAACAUGAGUAUUAUAUGUAUUUUACAUCAUUUCCUGCCUUAGAUCGUGACUGCUGGUGUCAUCUUUUUUUGUCAUUUUUAUUCAAAAUACUUACUCACAAUACAAAAUAGGUUUGUAUUGUGAGGAUGCUGUUGGAGAAGGUGAGGAAUUAAAACGGCUUCCAUUUUUCUAAUUUUGGUGUGUGUGUGUGUGUGUGUGUGUGUGUGUGUGUGUUUCAUUUGCAAUAA